Molecule: messenger RNA, 873 nt
Organism: Phytophthora infestans T30-4
Lineage: Eukaryota; Oomycota; Peronosporomycetes; Peronosporales; Peronosporaceae
Product: Major Facilitator Superfamily (MFS)
Exons: 3
Coding region: 1-873 (290 amino acids)
Biological process (GO): transmembrane transport
Cellular component (GO): membrane
Molecular function (GO): transmembrane transporter activity
Source: RefSeq, a predicted model, not a curated record
AUGUCGGCUGCGCAUAUUCAUCGCCGCCUCGAUUCUUUAGACGCGCGUCUCUCUUGGUUCUAUGCCCGUCUUCUCCUGCUCACAGGUAUCAGCUGGGCCGUGCACACAGCCGAGCUCGUGCUCUUCUUGUUCACGCGUCAGCUCGUGGCCCGCAAUGUCGGGAUGGGCACCCGCGCUCUGGAAGCUCUAGGCGUCGGUAUAUUCGUCGGCGCGGCGAUAGGCGGGCCGCUAUUUGGUUAUCUAGCAGACACUCGAGGACGGCGGUCGGCUCUGCUGAUGGCAAUGGCAUUGUCACUGACGGGUCUAUUGUUGUCGGCCCUCGCGACCAGGCACUACCAGGUCAUUAUCGCGCGGGUGGUGGCUGGCGUCGGACUCGGCGGUGAACUGCCGGCCGCCACAGUACUGGUACAGGAAUUGUCGCCACGGGCGAUGCGAGGCCGCAUGGUGGCGCUGUUAGAAGCCUUUACCGGUGUUGGUGGAGUUCUGGGCGUGGCGUUGGCCUUCGGGUUGGCGCCGCAGAUUGGAUGGAGAGCCACGUACGUAAUUAUCUGCGGGUGUGUACUGUACGUAGCUGUGCUGCGCUUCGGCGUCCCCGAGUCUUCACGUUGGCUCGCGAGUGUUGGACGAGUGGAUGAAGCGUUAAUGCUGGUGGAGAAGGUGGAGAAGGCACACGGGAAGCGCGCAACGCUGGAGAUUUGGUCACUGUGGGCGGUGGUGGCGUUGUCUGCGUACGCAUUGGGCACGUACGUCCCGACGCUCAUAAGUUUGUGGGGGUUCAACGUAUUCUCAAGAUGGAGUUCGAUGGUGCUUAUAGGUCUGGCUCAAGUGUUUGGGUGUCUACUAGUGUCGUUGCGGCAGUGGUCACGGCUCUGA